AUGGACAGUUUCCAUCUUUUUCGUCAGAAGGCGAAGACUGAGGGACUCAAACAGCUGGGCUCCAAUGCUCCUCCAGAUGAGUAUUGCGUCGGAGUCCUGUACGAUGACAAAACACCAGUGAAUGCAAAUGCGAAAAAGGACUUGAUGUGGUUCAAGUGUAAAUUGGAUACCACAGCAGCCUCAAUCUUGAAAGCUUAUGAAAGUGGCGUCGCGCUUCCCCAGAAACUAGCUCUACGAUGCGACAGCUACAUCCUCCAACCAACCGACACGAUCGCCAAACUCAACCCCAACCUUGAUAAGGUGAUUCUUAUCGAGGCAGUCACACUGACAGGUUCAAAACCUUCCAACAAUACCUCGCAAAGGGGUCCACUCCAGACUCGUUCAGAAAAUGAUGUGAUGAUCAAAACUGAGACAGGCACCCCAGUGAAACAGGCUUCUCCGUCACUUAACAGCAUCGCUCAUGCGCUGCCAUACCAAUUGUUGCCACCGCCAGGAAUUGAUAGGCGUCGACUUGUCACUGUGAUGGAUCUCAUUUGCAAAUACGAAGGGACUAGCAAAAACGCUUUGACUGAACAUAAACUCAUAUAUGGAGAAUUAAUGUUGCUUUUCACAAUGGUCGAUUUUAUACAUGAGAAACUCGCCCAACUUCGCGAUAAUCAGGGGGCCAGCUUCACUUCAUUUAAUGUGGCCGAUCGACAAAGUAUUCUGGAUCAGUGGCUUGCUCUAACGCCUGAAGUAUGCCAAUGGUAUCAGAAACGUGCGGUCUUAUUCAUCGACUCGCCUAGUAUCGAAAACGGGUCCGCCACCCAAGAAAUGAUCCGAUUCAAAAACGAAAAUGCUGGUUUCUAUGCGUUCUUUUUCUCGACCAAGGAUAAAUACAAUGCACAUAUCAGUACCUAUGGGACAGAUGAAGCUUUCUUGAUGAGACAUACGGAAUGGAGAGAGAUGAGUCACCGUAAGAUUGCAUUUUGGGUCCGCAACGGUAGGAACUUGCGCUACACGCCGAUCGCCAUUCAAGCCAAUGGCCAGCAGGCUAUGGACAAUCAGGUUGCAGCAGCAGCUUUCACCGAACACAAAACAAGCCGCUCUUCAAACCAAAGCGUGUCUAAACCCAAUGAUCUUGAACCAGAACCUUCCGAACAAUUUAGUCUCCAAAGCCUGUUCACCGAUUGUACUCCAGAACUCCUAGAAGCUGGGGUUAAGCAUGGUGUCGAUCUGCUGGAACGUUUAAAGGAGCCAAUGCGCCGAGUCGUCCCCGAUCUAGAUGCAGCCGAAUGGCUUAAAAGCAUUGAGAAUCUUCAGAAACAAGCAGCACAACCAAAAACAAUUGUUGGAGUGGUAGGAAAUACUGGUGCUGGAAAAUCCUCAGUGAUCAAUGCCAUGCUUGAUGAGGAGCGACUGGUGCCGACUAACUGUAUGCGAGCGUGCACAGCGGUUGUCACAGAAAUCUCCUACAACCAUGAGGAGAUCCCCUAUCGCGCAGAGAUUGAGUUCAUUAGCGAGAAAGACUGGGAAAAAGAGCUUGAGGUACUAUUCAGCGAUCUCCUGGAUAGUAACGGAAACAUCUCUCGUGAGGCUUCGAAUCAAGAUUCCGAGGCCGGUGUUGCGUACGCCAAGAUCAAGGCAGUGUAUCCAAAAUACACACACGAAAUGUUGCAGAAGACUACUGCAGAGAAGUUACUGAAGCAUCCCGCAGUUCAGGAUGUGCUUGGCGGAAAGAGAGCCAUUGCCGAAUCAAAUCCAGCGGAGUUCUAUAAGCACCUCCAGUCUUAUGUCGACAGUAAAGAAAAGACAACGAGUGCACAUGAGAAGAAUAAGUCAACAAUAGAGUACUGGCCUUUGAUCAAGGUGGUUCGGAUUUACGUAAAAGCCGCAGCCCUAUCGACCGGCGCUGUGAUCGUUGACUUACCUGGUGUCCACGACUCAAAUGCUGCUCGUGCGCGUGUUGCAGAGGGUUAUAUGAAGCAAUGCACUGGUUUGUGGAUCGUGGCGCCAAUCACUCGGGCUGUCGAUGAUAAAGCCGCAAAGUCUCUUCUUGGAGAGACCUUCAAGCGACAACUCAAGAUGGAUGGCGGAUUUGAUUCAGUGACAUUCAUUUGUAGCAAGACUGAUGACAUUAGUAUCCUUGAGGCACAAGAGUCAUUGGGACUGGAGCAAGAAAUGGGUGGACUGUGGGCCAAAUCUGAUGAAUAUAACUCGGAAAUUAAAAAACACAAAAAGAGACUCGAUGAGCUGAAGGAAACAAAGGCAGAAUAUACUACAGUUGUGGAUGAAAUUGACGAGCAAAUCGAGAAAUGGGAGGCUUUAAAGGAUGAUAUUGACGAUGGCAAGACAGUCUAUGCGCCCCGUGACAAGUCAUCCAAGAAAAGAAAACGUGGCGGCAACAGCAAUGCUUCGGGCACACCUUCGGGCACACCCCAGAAGAAGCAGCGUUCAUCUGAUUCGGAUCUCGACAGCGAUUAUACCAACAGAGAUAACGAAGAUGAAGCUUAUAGUGAAGAGGACGAGUCUGAGACCCAAGGGGAGCCUCUUUCAAUAGAUGCUAUUGAAGAAAAGCUUUCGGAACUGAAGACGACGAAGAAAGAGGGUCGUCGCCAGAGACAAGAAAUCGAAGCUGAAAUGAAGGUUGUUCGAAAGCAGAUCACAGAACUCAACGAGGUCGAUGCCAAGGUUCAAGCAGAGAUGCGUCACAUAGCGAUCUCUGGCAGAAACGAGUACUCUCGAGGAGCUAUUCAGCAAGACUUCGCUAGUGGGAUUCGAGAGCUUGACCAUGAACUUGCUGAAGAGACCGACGCAUCCAGUUUCAAUCCUGAUGUGGAUGUUCGUGAUUAUGACAAGGUUGCCCAAUCUCUUCCUGUGUUUUGCGUCUCUUCACGGGCGUAUCAAAAGCUUCAGGGACGUUUUCAAAAGGAAGCAAACGUUCCUGGUUUCCAAACCAUUGAAGAAACAGAAGUGCCGCAACUUCAAGCUCAUUGCAAGAAGUUGACUGAAGCGAGCAGAGAAGCAAACUCUCGUCGCUUUUUGAAUAACCUGGAUCAACUCCUAAACUCGCUUCGACUACUAGCCUCUUCGGACAGCCUUCAGGUUACUGACAAGCAAAAAGCGACUCGAGCCGCAAUUGUUGAGAGUACAUAUAAUCAAUUGGAUAAGGCAAGUUCGCGCAUCCUUUUACAACCGAUGUUACUGUGA
Talaromyces stipitatus ATCC 10500 is the source of this 3189-nucleotide messenger RNA. RefSeq lists its product as uncharacterized. NCBI's taxonomy places the organism in Eukaryota, Fungi, Ascomycota, Eurotiomycetes, Eurotiales, Trichocomaceae. The transcript has 5 exons. The record is from RefSeq and is a predicted model, not a curated record. The coding region runs from base 1 to 3189 and encodes 1062 amino acids.